AUGUCCAUAUUCUCCCAUUUGCGAAGGAGCCGCCAACAGGCCAAGGAACACAACGCAAAGCUCGCAGAGCAAAAGAAAAAGGAUGCCCAAACAACACCAUACCGGCACGUUCCCACACAUGCCGCCUCGGACGCCAUCUCCUCGGCGCCACCCGCCUGGCGAGAAGUUAACGACAGGCCCCGCAUCGUCGAGCAAAAUCGAAGGCGCAGCGCCAUGGCCGCCGCUGGCUACUCCAUGAACAUGCCCUCCACCACCACCAUUUCUCCUAUGCCGCGCGUCUCCAGCGGCCUCUCCUACGUCUCCUACCCCAACGGCGAGGCCACACCCCACGUCGGCAUGCCCCGCGCCUACAGCUCCAACAGCGUUCAUCACCCCUACGGACCCGGCCGCGAGGUCGUCUACUCUAUGCCUGACGCCGUUCGCUCUCGCCCGUCUUCCUGGAAGGGCAAGGAGGUCAGCAGACACUCCUUUUCCGCCUAUGAUAUUUCAGGCGGCAGCAGCACCGCUGUUAGCAAAGAUCCGACACCGGAAGGAAGCUCCAGAGCAUCCAACAGUUCUCACGAUGAACUUGAAAUGGUGACCAUGUCCUCCAAUCACCCAAAGAAAUCACAGACUCUGCAGGUCCCUCAGGCCCACCAGGCCCAGCAGACAUACCACCCGGUCCAGCAGGCCCAGCAGGUCCAGCAGCUGCAGACAUAUCACCAGGUUCAGCAUACGCAGCAAGCGAAGCAGCUUCAAAGUGCCCAGCAGGCUCAGGUCCAGUUCGAUGCGCAACCACCUGUGACGCAGGCAUCUCAGCAAAUCCCGCCACAGCAAUCUCUGCCGGCCACGGCCGCUCAACAAGUGCAGGCCCCAGAGUCUCCCCGACCAGGUUCCGGCUAUGCCCACCGUCUGCACCCAAGCCACCGCCGCACCUCCUCCGACAUUUCCGAUAGGACAGCUGUACCCGUUAGCACCAAGCCCGCCACAAGAGAUGCACGCCCGCCGCCGCCGUCUAUGAGAGGCUUCAACUUCAUUCCCACGACGCCAAACCAGCCGCCACCUGCCAUGACCCCGCGCGACAGCAAGCUGGAACCCAGCAACGCUGCGCGCCAAAAUUCCUCACAGCAGCGCCCCGGCUUUGGCGGCUUUACGCCCAAGGCAUCUCCAACGACAGCCGUUGCGCCACCGGCCGCCCGCAACUCGAGCGACUUGAAUCUCGGCAACUUUUCAAUUCCGAGCCCCAGUCUCGACUUUACCAGCGCGCCCACGACACCCCCCUCUGGCGGCUAUGCCACGUAUCAUGCUCGCGUCAAGGAGCACAAUCCGUCGACGCCUGCAGCUCAGCUGCAGCAGCCCGAAAUGGAGACCAUUGUUUCCAAUACCUUUGCGCGUCACAGCCGCUCCGAGAUGCCGCCGCCGCUUGCCCACGACAACUUGGUCAACAUUUUUCCUGAGCCGGUGCCCGAUUCGUACGAUUCAAAGUCUAGCCGCGGCAAGCUUGGCAAGGGAAAAAAGACGCGCUGGUCGUUCUCCAAGUCGUCGCCUAUUACGGCAUAA
Molecule: messenger RNA, 1539 nt
Organism: Beauveria bassiana ARSEF 2860
Lineage: Eukaryota; Fungi; Ascomycota; Sordariomycetes; Hypocreales; Cordycipitaceae
Exons: 2
Coding region: 1-1539 (512 amino acids)
Source: RefSeq, a predicted model, not a curated record